AUGGCGGAGGUGACGACGAAGAAAAGAGGUCGUCCUGCGAAGAAACAGAGUCCAGAGGGCGAGGUGAAUUUGCAUCAGAAUAAUACAGACGUGGGUGAUAUUGGUCCGCUCCCAAAAACACCAUCCAAGGCACCUUUGGCUUCUUCGACGACGACAACGACAACGACAGCGGCAACUCCCAUUGAGGAGGUGACUGAAGUGUGCACGGGAGAGAAGACAAAAGCUUCGGCGUCGGCCAAGAGGAAAAACCCCGUGGUCAAGAAAACGCCAGAUUCGGCGACUCCCUCUGGAGUGAAGACGCGCAAACCUCAAACCAGGCCAAAGUCCCUCGCCAGCCCACACGAACUCUCUGCGCCAGUGCCAGAAGGAAGGAAAAAGGCGAAAGCUGCGUCUAAGAAAGCAGGCGCCUCAUCCGAAGAAAGCAGGACUCGACUGGCACAGGAAAGGCAGCCGACAACAGCGACGACAACGACAACGACAUCGAAAUCGACAUCGACAUCGACAUCGACAUCGACAAUAACUGCUGACCUGGUAUAUCCACGACAAUCCAUGUCCAGGAUCCUCGACCACACCAAAGCGUUCUCGAAACAAUCGGAGCAGCUGCAGCUGGAUCUCUUACAGCUCGUGGGCCAGAAAGAAGCUGCUUAUACUCAGGGGUUGUCCGACGUGGACACAGUUCCUAUUCCGGCGGAUGAAUCUUCCUCGAUGGCUCCUUUGAUACGAGGGACGGCGAGCACGGCAGCCAGCGCAGCACCGAGUUUGAAUGCUAAUCCCACCUUGACAAGUGAUCCAGCACAUGCAUUUUCAACACAGACCGUUGUUUCUCUCAGCCAACAACAGCAACAGCAACAUCCACAUUCCCAUCCACAUCCGCCGUCCUCGUUGCUGUCGUCUCCCAUCGGCCCUGCUCAAAACCCCCAGCACCAGUUCCGCCCGUAUUCGUCCACAAAGGCACUCCCUAUGUCCACCACAAUCGCCCUAGCCGCCCGUCAGCACAACGCCACAGGCCAGUCAUCUGGCUCAAGGCCUUCAUUGCCACCACGGCCGACCAUCCCUCCAGAGGUGCCUCGUGGACCGAAAUUGUCUGAACUGCCGCUCGAGCAACUGAAGAAGGACCCUAGGUACCGGAAGGCAUCGACGCGGUAUACCACUUUUGUCGUGGCACUGCCCUUUGCCAUUGUGACGAGCUAUUUCCUGUGGGAGAGGUAUCGCGAGCACCAGGCGUACUUGAAAGUUCGGGAUGCCAGAGCCAAGGGCCAGGGCCCGGGAACAGAAGGCCCAGCCUCGACGCCAGCGCCAGGACAGCACGAUCGGGAAUGA
Messenger RNA from Cladophialophora psammophila CBS 110553, 1320 nucleotides. RefSeq lists its product as uncharacterized. Bases 1 to 1320 code for a protein of 439 amino acids. Lineage: Eukaryota; Fungi; Ascomycota; Eurotiomycetes; Chaetothyriales; Herpotrichiellaceae. The record is from RefSeq and is a predicted model, not a curated record. The transcript is spliced from 2 exons.